Molecule: messenger RNA, 351 nt
Organism: Paramecium tetraurelia
Lineage: Eukaryota; Ciliophora; Oligohymenophorea; Peniculida; Parameciidae
Exons: 3
Biological process (GO): mitochondrial respiratory chain complex IV assembly
Cellular component (GO): mitochondrial intermembrane space
Source: RefSeq, a predicted model, not a curated record
AUGUCUAAUAGAAGCAAGUAGAAUGCAUCAAAGGGUCCAGAUAAGGGAGCAUUUCCAUUAGAUCAUUUUCAUGAGUGUGAUAAUGAAGCAAAAUAAUAUAAUUAAUGCAUCUAAAAACAUGAGAACAUGCCCAAGAGAUGUAGAAAAUAUCAAGUUGAUUAUUUGCAAUGUAGAAUGAAUAAUGGUCUUAUGGAAAAAGAAGAUUUGAGUAAAUUAGGGCUAGGACCAGAAACAUCCUGGGAAACAGAGGAAUAAGAAAAAUAAUUCUUAUUCGAUAAGAUUAAUAAAAUGAAAUCAAAAGCUAUGGAAGAGGUAAAAAGAAAAUCAGAAGAAACAAAUAAAUAGGAGUGA